Molecule: messenger RNA, 4226 nt
Organism: Hypomesus transpacificus
Lineage: Eukaryota; Metazoa; Chordata; Actinopteri; Osmeriformes; Osmeridae
Gene: abcc12
Product: ATP-binding cassette, sub-family C (CFTR/MRP), member 12
Exons: 31
Coding region: 69-4226 (1385 amino acids)
Biological process (GO): transmembrane transport
Cellular component (GO): membrane
Molecular function (GO): ATP hydrolysis activity; ATP binding; ABC-type transporter activity
Source: RefSeq, a predicted model, not a curated record
UUGUAUCAGUUGGUCGUCUAGCUUGCAACUCUCCCAUCUCUUACCAGAAAUACAAGACACCAGACAAAAUGAAGGGUGUUUAUCAAAUAUCGGGAGAGAAGGACAAUAUCACAGGGCUUUCCUUUUGUAACAGAAGCGAGAGCAACCAGUGGAGGAGUGCUUCCAAUGCCACCAUCGAGACCCUGCCUGAGGGGCUUCCCUCCCUAGACUACAGGGACGAAGAACCACCUCCUCAACGCAACAAGUACCACAGGAGCCUUCAGACAUUGAUGCCUUUCCGCUUUGGCUCAAAGUCCCACCCUAUGGAUAGUGCAGGAUUCUUCUCCUUCACCUCGUUCGCCUGGAUGACCCCCAUGAUGUGGAGCCUGUUUAGGAACAGACUGGACAGGAGCUCUCUCGCCCUGUCUCCCCACGACGGAGCCGACAUCAACGGAAAAAGGUUUCAAAGGCUUUGGGAUGAAGAGGUGUCUAAAGUGGGUUUGGAGAAGGCCUCCUUGACUCGAGUCGUCCUGAGAUUCCAAAGAACAAGAUUGCUAGUGGCUUUCUUCAUCUCUGUCAUAUUCACAUUUGCUGUAUUUAUCGGCCCAUCGGUUCUGGUCUACGAGAUCCUAAAAUACACAGAGAAACCCGAUGGUUCCACGCUGACUCACGGAGUGGGUCUGUGUGUGGCCUUGUUCUGCUCGGAGUUCUGCAAAGCCUUCUUCAUCUCGCUGAUGUGGGCCGUGAACCUGCGCACGGCCAUCAGAGUGAAGAACGCCUUCUCCAUGUUGGCCUUCAGCAAGAUCAUCUCCCUACGAGUGGUCAACAGCAUCUCUGUGGGAGAGAUGAUCAACGUGCUGACCAGCGAUGGCUACCGGAUGUUUGAGGCGGUGGUGUUUGGCACCUUCCUGUUGUGUAUCCCAGUGCUGCUCAUAAUCUGUAUCAGCUAUGCAUGCUACAUCCUGGGAUACACUGCCCUCAUCGGGGUCCUGGUGUACUUCGUGUUCAUCCCCAUUCAGUUUUUCAUGGCCAGACUGAUCAACAUCUUCAGAAGGAAAGCCGUGGUGGUGACCGAUAACCGUGUCCGCACCAUGAACGAAGUUCUCACCUGCAUAAAACUCAUCAAGAUGUAUGCCUGGGAAACCUCCUUUGAUAAGAAGAUCUUGGACAUCAGGCAGGACGAGCGGCAGCUGCUGGAAAAGGCUGGCUACGUCCAGAGCGUGAACUCCUCCAUCACCACCAUCAUCCCCACCCUGGCCACCAUCCUCACCUUCAUAACCCACACCGUGAUCGGCCUGCCCCUCAACCCGUCCGCGGCUUUUGCCAUCAUUGCCAUCUUCAACUCCAUGAGGUUUUCUCUAGGCCUGCUCCCCUUCUCUGUGAAAGCUUUGGCCGAGGCCAAUGUGUCUCUAGCCAGACUCAAGAAACUCAUGCUAGUUCAGAAUCCAGAAUCCUACCUAAUUCGUAAAAAAAGCCCAGACUUAGCCUUGGUCAUGGCGAAGGCUACUUUCUCAUGGUCCAAACCUGAGAGCCAGUCUACCAACCCAGACCCAGCCGACGACCAGAGGGAGGGAAAGGAAGAAACCAUGCCCCAGAACGGGACUCAUGCACCGGGCAGUGUUAAACCCUCCCUGAGGAACAUCUCCUUUACCCUACCCAAGGGAAGCCUACUGGGGAUAUGUGGCAAUGUCGGGAGCGGAAAAACAUCGCUUUUAUCGAGCAUUUUGGAACAGAUGCAUCUGGAAAGAGGCUCAGUGACAGCCGAUGGGUCGUUUGCCUACGUUUCCCAGCAGGCAUGGAUAUUCCACGGUACGGUGCGUGACAACAUCCUGAUGGGAGAACCGUUCAACCAGGACAGGUAUAAAAAAGUUAUCCACGCAUGUAGCUUGACACCAGAUCUGGCUAUUCUUCCCUAUGGAGAUAAGACUGAAAUUGGCGAGCGAGGCCUGAACCUGUCUGGAGGUCAGAAGCAGAGGAUCAGCCUGGCCAGAGCCGUUUACUCCAACAAGGACAUCUUCCUCCUGGACGACCCGCUGUCUGCCGUGGACGCUCACGUAGGGAAGCACAUCUUUGAGGACUGCAUUAAGAAGCAGCUGAAGGGGAAGUCCGUGAUUCUGGUCACUCAUCAGCUGCAGUACCUGGAGUUCUGUGACGAGGUCAUAAUGCUGGAGAGCGGGAAGAUCAAGGAGGCAGGGACACACAAGGAUCUGAUGGAGGCUAUGGGCCGAUACGCACAGCUCAUUAAAAACUUCCAGCUGGAACAGUCGAAAGCACAAAAUGAGGAAAUGGAUGAGCCAGCCGAGCCCGUUGAAGUACACAAGAAGGAUAUUGAUGAAGACAAUGCCAACGGACUGGAUAAUCCAGCCUUUGACAUGUCAGAUGAAUCCGAUGAGAAGAGGGGGGAAUCCAAGUUUGAGGUUAAGGAGUCUAAGGACCAGCUGGUGCAGCAGGAGGGCUCCGUGGAAGGAUCUGUGACCUGGAGGACCUACCAUCAGUACUGCCUCGCCGCUGGAGGGUAUAUCCUGCUGACAUUAGUCAUGCUGAUCUUCAUUCUGCUGGUGGGGACCACUGUCUUCAGCAACUGGUGGCUCAGCUACUGGUUAGAGCAAGGAUCUGGGACGGCUAACAUUUCCACCCCUGUCAUGGGAGACAUCUCCCUAAACCCUGACCUGAGCUUCUACCAGAUGAUCUACGGUCUGACGGUGGUGGCCAUGUUGGUUCUGAGCACUAUCAAGUGCUUUUCCUUCGUCAAGGUCACCCUCCAUGCCUCCUCCAAGCUCCACGACAACAUGUUCAAGAAGAUCUUAGCCAGCCCCAUGAGUUUCUUCGACACCACCCCCACAGGACGCUUGGUGAACCGCUUCUCCAAGGACCAGGACGAGGUGGACACUGUGAUUCCCUUCAACAUGGAGAACUUCCUCCAGUUCCUCCUCAUCAUCACCUACACCAUCUGCACCAUCUCUGCUGUCUUCCCUCCUCUCCUCGCCGCCGUGGCCAUCCUGGGGGCCAUCUUCGCCCUCAUCCUGUUUGUGUUCCAGAGGAGUAUUAGAGAGAUGAAGAGGAUGGAAAACAUCAGCCGUUCAUCGUGGAUCUCCCUCACCACAUCCACCAUCCAGGGCCUUAGUACCAUCCACGCCUACGACAAGAGACAGCAGUACAUCGAGCAGUUCCAAACGAUGAGCGACACUAACAGUAACCACUUCCUGUUGUUCAACUGCGGCACACGCUGGCUGUCUUUCUGGCUGGACUUCCUGUCGGCCACUGUGACCUUGGUAGUGGCUCUGUUUGUGGUGCUCAGCGACAACAGCAUCAUCAGCCCCUCCAUGAAGGGUCUCGCCCUGUCCUACACCAUCCAGUUGACAGGCAUGCUCCAGUACGUAGUGAGGCUGUCCACAGAGCUGGAGGCCAAGUUCACCUCCGUGGAGAGACUGCAGGAGUACAGCACGGGCUGUGUGUCAGAGGCUCCUAAGAGGGUAAAAGGUGUCCACAUCCCUGAAGGCUGGCCCCAUGCUGGAGCCAUCAGCUUCCAGGACUACAAGAUGAGGUACAGGGAAAACACGCCCAUAGUGCUCGACGGACUACAAAUCAGCAUCAGGCCACAGGAGAAAGUCGGCAUUGUGGGAAGAACAGGCUCGGGGAAGUCGUCUCUGGGCGUGGCUCUGUUCAGGCUGGUGGAGCCCGCCGCGGGCACCAUCACCAUCGACGGCGUGGACACCAGCUCCAUCGGUCUGGACGACCUUCGCAGCAAGCUGUCCGUCAUCCCCCAGGACCCGGUCCUCUUCAUAGGCACCGUGAGAUAUAACCUGGACCCGUUCAACAACUACAGCGAUGAAGAGAUUUGGUCUGCCCUGGAGAAGACGUAUAUUAAAGACACGAUAGCCGCGCUGCCUAAGAAGCUGCUGUCCGAGGUGGUGGAGAACGGAGAGAACUUCUCGGUGGGCGAGAGACAGCUGAUGUGCAUGGCCAGAGCCCUGCUCAGGAACUCCAAGAUCAUCCUGCUGGACGAAGCGACAGCCUCCAUCGACUCAGAGACGGACAGUCUUAUUCAGCACACCAUCAGGGAGGCCUUCCAGCACUGCACCAUGCUCACCAUCGCCCACCGCAUCAACACCGUCCUGGACUGUGACCGUAUCCUGGUCCUGGACAACGGCAAGGUUGUGGAGUUUGACCCUCCAGAGGUGCUGAUGAAGAGACCAGACUCCCUGUUCGCUUCUCUCCUGGAGGCAGCCAACACGGUCAACACGUGA